GUGGGCGUGUUUGGGUUGUGACGGAAGGCCGCUGAAUGGUGACAGAAACAAACAUCACGCAGUUUGCAAGUGAAAGCAGGGGACUGCCAUUUCGCGGAGGGAAAAGGCGACCACGGUGUGGAGAGACCAAUAACCUGAUGCAAUGGCCUCUGCAAUCAGUAAAUACAGAACAAGAAAAAGCACACGUCAAUGUUUGCCUGAAUCACGUAUUGAUCGAAGGCGCACAAGGAUGGCUUCACUUUCUCAAAUGUGUGACACAGAUGAGGAAAGCGAGUCUUCCUAUGAAGAGAGUGAGGAUGAAGAAUCAUGGACUAGUGCCUCAGAAGAUGAGCAGAACCCAGCAAACAAUACAAUAGAUAGUUCAGAUGAAGAAAAGGAGUCUUCAUGUGAAAAAAGUAAAGAUAAAGAAUUAAAGAAUGGCACCACAGAAGAUUAUAAUGAUCAAAACCCAGCCAAUAAAACAACAGAAAGCUCAGAUGACGAAUGUGUUAUUCGGAAGAAGCGUUUAUGUUUAAGUAAUCCAUUAAUGGAGAGUGAGAGCAGUUCAGAUAGUGAGAUUUAUAGCAAGCCAGUGAGGAAGGUAAAAGCCAAGUCACGCUGUAUUUUUGUACAAGAUGAAGAAAGCAAUAGUGAGGAACAGCCAUUGGAUGCUAGUUUCAGUGUAAAGAUUGAUGAAGAUACUCAGUUAGAGAAAGAACUUGCAAUUUCUCGAAAAAGGAAACGGCAGUUGGAGCUGACACGUUUAUCACAGAAGAAAAGGUCUCAAAGCACAACUAGUAGUACGUUAGAGUUAACUGAGAUAUCAGAUGAAGAGUCUGACACAUCAUCUCUCUCCCAAGUGGAAAAUAGCUCAGAAACAGAGUGGGAAAAUGACAGUUUAAAAGACUUCAUUGUAUCUGAUGAAAAAGAUCUGCAAACGACAACAUCAAACCAUAAUGAAUUUGUCCUGGAAAAAUAUCUGCCCAACUUCCGCAUCCGUGAUCUCUACUCACACUUCCAAAGAGUUGUUAAAGCUUUGUUGAUCAAUGCAUUUGAUACCAAUUUCCUUAAAUCUUUGUAUGAAGGAAGAAGGACGAAGAAAUAUGCAAAGGAAAUCCUGAAAUCACUGAAUUAUUUGGAUGAGCGCUGUGUUGAUAUGCGUCUUACAAAUUUAAAGUCAACAAGCCGGUGGAAAGAUCGCUAUAAGGAGCGUGUGGAUUGUUAUCCUAAUCUUCAUGUGAAAGAGCAUCCAGGACUCAAGACAUCGUGUCAGGCCUGUGAACUGAAACGUACUUGUAGGUUCACAGUUACCCUGUCAGGAAAGCUAUACGACUCCAAAAAUUUGGAACAAGACAGCUUCAUGUCAAAUGACAAGCAGGUGUUGUUAGUUGGCCGAGUGUGUUCGGAGAGGACCAAAGUUUACCAUGCUUUAAAGCACUUCAAGUAUAAGUUGUAUGAGGAGUGUUGCUCCAUAGUGCAGAGUGAAGCUACUCAAGAUGAAAAUGUGAAAGAUGCUGUCAAUCGGAUUCACAAGCGCUUGAAGGAACAAAGCUGGAUCGAAGAGCGAUAUAGGCAUUUUGAAACAGUUCUCAACGAUGCCGACUGUUUCCGUGAAGAAACUCUGGAAUAAGGCAGAAGGAAGAAAACAGAAAGGAUAUUAUUUGUAUUUUCUAGCACUCACCUUCUCUCUCUGUUACGGAUUUUGGAACAAUCUGUGCCACAUGCUGCUUCAUCACUAUGCUAAAAGCAAUUGGCCAAUUUAAAGGUCAUCUACGGGACAUAACUUCACCACCAGUUUAUUAUGAAUCAGGAAACCUCUCAACAGUGUUUCUAACCUGUCUGUUUUUGUAAUGUAAUGCAGAUUUGUGUCUCCUUUCUAAUGUGAAAAUAUAGACCUUUGACUAGUUUAAUCUUGAGUAUUCAAAAGAAAUAGUUGAAGGAAAUUGUCUGUGGUAUACAAAGAACAGUAUAGCACAGGAACAGGCUGUUCGGCCCACAGUGUUGUGCUGAACCAGCUAAAAAGCAAAUCAAAAACUAAUCCCUCCUACCUACCCAUGUCCAUAUCCCUUCAUCCUCCUUACAUCCAUGUGCCUAUCCAAACGUCUCUUAAAAGCCUUUAAUAUAUUUACCUAAACCACCAUAACAGCCAGCACAUUCCGCCACUCUCUGAGUAAAAAUCUUACUCCUCACAUCCCCCUUGAACCUACUGUCCUUUCACAUUCAAUACAUGCCCUCUGGCAUUAGACAUUUCAACCCUUGGAAACAGAUACUCUCUGUCUACUCUAUCUAGGUCUCUCAAAAUCUUGUAAACCUCUAUCCGAUCUCCCCUCAGCCUCUGGUGCUCCACAUAAAACAACCCAAGUUUAUCUAGCCGCUUGUGAUAGCAUAUGCCCUCUAAACCAGGCAGUAUCCUGACGAACCUCUUCUGCACCCUCUCCAAAGCCUCAACAUCCUUCCAGUAGUGGGGUGACCAGAACUGUGUGCAAUUCUCCAGAUUGGCCUAACUAGAGUUUUAUAAAAUUGCAACAUAACCUCUUGACUUUUGAACUCAUUGCCUGGACUAAUAAAAGCAAGCAUUCCAUAAGUCCUCUUAACCACUUUAUCGACCUGUGUAGCAACUUUCAAGGAGCUAUGAACUUGGAUCCUAAGAUCUCUCUGCUCAGCAACACUAUUAAGGAUCUUGCUCUUAACAGUGUACUGUCUCUUUGCAUUUGCCCUACCAAUACCAAGGUGCAACGCCUCACAUUGGUCUGGUUUAAACUCCAUCUGCCAUUUCUCUCCCCAUAUCUGCAACUGAUCUAUAUCAUGCUGGAUUUUUUUUGUUAGUCUUCUACACUAUCCACAGCUCCACCAAUCUUGGUAUCAUCUGCACACUUACUUGCCCACCCAUCUACAUUUUCAUUACAAACAGCAGAGAUCCCAGCACAGAUCUCUGCGGAACGCCAAUGAUUACAGACCUCCUGCUCAAAUAAGUCCCUUCGACUACCACCCUCUGUCUUCUAUGAGCAAGCCAGUUCUGAAUCCAAACAGCCAAUUCAUCAGGGACCCCAUGCACCUUAAUCUUCUGGAUUAGCCUCCCAUGAGGGACUUUGUCAAAUGCCCUACUAAAAUCCAUGUAGACAAUGUCCACUGCCCUACCCUCAUCAAUCUCUCUCAUCACCUUGCCAAAAAACACAAGCAAGUUGGUAAGACAUGACCUGCCCCACACAGAGCCAUGCUGAUUAGGCCAUGGGUUUCCAAAUGCUUAUAUAUGUUAUCUCUAAGAAUUUUCUCCAGCAAUUUUUGUACAACUGACAUGAGUCUCACUGGUCUAUAGUUCCCAGGGAUUUCUCUUGUUCGCUUCUUAAAUAGAGGUGCAACAUUAGCCACUUGCCAGUCUUCCAGGACCUCCCCUGUGUCUAGAGAGGACACAAAGGUACUGGUCAAGGCCCAGCAAUCUUGUCUCUUGCCUCCUUCAAUAACCUGGGGUAAACCCCUUCAGACCCUGGGGGACAUCGCCACCUUAACUCAUUAGGAGGCCGAACACUUCCUCCUCCUUGACCUCUAAACACCCUGACAUAUUUAUACACUCAGCACUGUACUCUGUUGAAGCAAAGUACUGAUUUCAUAUCUCACUCACAUUCUCCGCAUCCAAGCAAAUGUGCUCCCCUUUAUCUUUGAGUGAUCCCACCCUCUCCCUAGUUAUCCUGUUGUUCCUGAUGUAUGUAUAGAAUGCCUUGGGAUUCACCUUAAUCCUACUUACCAAGGACUUUUCAUGGCCCCUCCUGGCUUUCUAUUUCCUUUCUUUACUUGUUUUCUGGCUUCUUUAUACUCCUCAUGGGCUGCGUUUGAUCCUACCUUCCCAAGCCUUACAUACUUAUCCUUUUUCCUUCCUGACUAAAUUCAUCACCUGUCUAGACAUCUAAGGUUCUUUUAUCUUUCCAUCCCUGUCCUUCCUUCUAACAGGAACAUACCUUUCCUGUACUCUCUGCAAUUGAUCUUCAGAUUACCCUCCCCAUGUCUGGUGUGGACUUGCCAGAGAAAAAAUGUUCCCAAUUAACUCUUCUUAGUUCCUGCCUCAUGCCCUCGUAAUUUGCCCUACUCCAAUUUAAAACUCUUCCCCCCAAGGACCAUAUCAAUGAUAAGGUGUUGUGGUCACUGUUCCCUAACUGCUCACCCACUGAAAGGUCAGUCACCUGGCCAAGCACAUUACCCAAUACCAGGUCCAGUACAGACUCUCCUCUCAUUAGACCAUCCAUAUAUUGAUUUAACAAACCUUUCUGGUUACUCCAAUUAUAGAUUAUUUUAUACCAAUAUCUUGAAAUUAUUGAGGAAUACAUCAAAGAUUAAAAUAGUGACCUCUGUAGUGAACAAUCAAAAAUUGUUUGCAUUAAGCACAGAUCUUCUGUUAGGUGUGUGGAACAUAACCAGCAACUGUUCUAAUGAAAAGAGCUGUGGAAUCAGUAUUGGUUAAUACCCCAGUCAAAAAUGAGACAUGCUGAGGACCAAUCAUCUUCUUCCCCUUGGGCUCUAGAGCAUUUGGAAAUGUCAUUGUUUUGUCCUGUUAGGAAAUGGUGUAAGUAUUACUAAAGGGGAUGAGAUUAUUAGUAUUUCUUUCAUCCAUACAUAACAUAUGGAUGACCUGACAGAUAGUAUUUGUUGUCUAUAACAAGUUGCACUGAGAGAUCAGUGAUCUUCCUUUGUCCCUGCGACCCUUGUGGAGAUGGUUCUCCCACAAUGCACCUCAGGUGGGGAACGCAAGGAUUUUGUCACAUGAAAGAAUGGAUCACUGCUUUUCCAAUUCAAGUUGGUGUGUGUAAGCUGAAGAUGAAUGGAGGGUUGUGUUUCCAAUGGUUGAGGUAGCAGGGUGGUAAGUUAUGUUGAGGUUGAGGUAAUCCUCAUGUUUUGCCACAGUGUAUGCAGUGACCCAAAAUAUACUGUUCUUGGAGGAGGUGAAUAUUAAGGUCAGUGGCUGAGAUGCUGAACAGUUGGUCUGCUGUGCCCUGAAUGAUAUUAAGCUUUCUGAGUGUUGUCAUGUUUGAACCUAGGUCAGUGUGUAAUAUGUACUCUAUUAUACUCUCCAAGACGCCAGUUAGUAUGGAGAUUUGGUGAUGUUGGAGUGUUAAUCAAGUGAUAUUAUGAGAUAUUCUUUCAUUCAGACUAGCCACUACUUGGAAAUCAUUAGGCACAAAUGUUUCCUAGAUCCAACUUUGGCUAGUGUGGUCAGCUUUGCUAAGGGAGAAAUAAUGAAUGGAUCUGUAUACCUGUUCAAUUGUUUAAUGACCCCAUGCCUGACUCAAGGAAUUACAAUGCGAAAUGCAUCCCUUUAUCGUACCUAAAUUUCUCUGCAUUCAUUUCAUCUGCCAUGUUCCUGGAUAUUUCUGCAGUUUGACUGUAUCCUCCUGAAGUUUGUAGUCAGGACUAUUUUGUGUAAUGUAGAAGUGGAAAAUUAUGCUACUGAGUUGAGCACUUUGAAUAUCUAUAACAUCAAAAAGUCUGAACUCAAAGAACGAUUUAGUGUAUGAAACUAUUGUAAGGAAAGUAUUCAUUUUUGUGUUAAAAAUCUCAAAAGAACACUUUAAAUUCCUAUUUUUGUAAUUUUUAUCUUGCUGAAGUAAUUAACAAUAUCUAAAUGUGCAUUUUGAAAUAUUUGUGUCACAUUACACGUAUUAAGAGUACAUAACUCCAUUUAUUGACUUCUUUCUAAACUAAUAACUUUUUUACCUUUACUAGCAUAAAUUGCUUUGGACACUGAAAAAUAUAAAUUAAUUCAUUUAUUGAACAUUGCAAUUUAGAUGCCUCACCUUCAAACAAAUUUAAUCAAAGUAUACAGGCUAUUUGUUUCCCAAGCUUCUGCAAUUUUCCCUAUGAACUUGUGGAACAUUUUGGAGACAAGCUCCGUAUGCACCUGUUCCAUUUUGAUUCUCUGCUCUGUUUAAUUAACUUUACACACAAGUGACCAUUUCUGAACUAGUAGAUUAACAUUCAUCUUCCUUGGUUUCAAACAACUUGUAUAGCGAAGCUUAUUUCUGUUUCUGGACUGUCUGCUCGUAGAAUUUGAUUUCCAUAACCUCUUCCUCACUACUUGGAAUAAACCAUGUACUUGUGAAAGCAGUAAUUCACAUUGGUGGGUUAAGGAUAAUUGUGGAGAAUGAAGUGAAAGUCUCGCAAAACAAGGAAAUUUCUCUCUCUAAACAAAUGCAUUUUCUGAUAUCUUCCUAGUACCUGCUCAUUCACCUCUAUCUCAAAAAAUGUUCCUUUCCUAUUCAAUUAAACAAAAUGAAUGAUGUGCAUUAGCAGUGAGGUUUAUUACUGGAAUGCUCAGUCUUUUGUUGAAUGAAGGGACUUACUAAUGACCAAGUAAUGCAUGAUACUAUUUACUUUUGACUCUCUGAGUCCUAAAUCAAGCUUUUUAUGAUGAGUAAGGAAUGUAAUGUUUGUACAUAUUGAUUUUUUAGAACUGUCAUAUUUUUAAUUAGCUUUGGUUUUUCCAAGCAUUUGCUGCAUUUUGAGUAGAGCAUUUUUGUUACAAAGUCUCAUUAUUAAAAGGUAUAUUCCGAUACUGUACAAUUAGAAGAUAAGAACAUGAGUACACAAUGAAUAAGACCAGGAACUAGUCAUUGGAUUCCAUAAACCUGCUCCAGUAUUCAUGAAGGUUAUACCUUAUCAGGACUUUGACCUGAACAUAUUAAUACUGUGAAGCAAAUGGAUAUUUUUUGUGCAAGAAGAGGUAAAAUAAUACUUCAACAUUCUAUAUUUGAGAGUACCUCUGCAUUCCUGUAAGCAUAUAAGUGAAUUAACAUUAUAAUUAUCUCCCAUAACAUUGAUAUCAUUCAGAAUUAAUAACUUGAAAGAAGAAAUUUCUCCAACAGAAAUAAAUGAAAGAUUACUGAAAUUAUGUAAUGUAAGAUAAGUGGCUGUGCACUUUAUGAUGGUAACUUAACAUUUCUGAUAGCAAGAAUCUGUAAAAAUAAAAAUUGAGA
Mobula hypostoma (lesser devil ray) is the source of this 6941-nucleotide messenger RNA. RefSeq names its product coiled-coil domain containing 82 (gene ccdc82). Gene Ontology annotation, cellular component: nucleus. The transcript is spliced from 8 exons. The record is from RefSeq and is a predicted model, not a curated record. Bases 143 to 1609 code for a protein of 488 amino acids. Lineage: Eukaryota; Metazoa; Chordata; Chondrichthyes; Myliobatiformes; Myliobatidae.